AUGUCUAAAAUAGUAUCUCCUUUAUUGUUAAGAUUUAAAAAUAUACCUAAUUAUUUAAAUACAAUACAUAUAAAACUAAAUAAUAAUAAACACUAUUUAACCUAUUUUAAAUUUUUUCAAUUAUUAUUGAAUUUUAUUUAUUUAUUUAAAACAAAGAUAGGUAAAUAUAAAAAUUUUUCAAAUAAAUUAUUAUAUAUUAAUUCGAAUUAUUACGAUUUUUUUAGUGUGCAUAUAUCUUUAAUAUUUUAUAAUUUGAAAAAAAAUAAAGCAUUAUUAUUUUUGUAUAAAAAUAUAAUAAAACUUUCUAAUUAUAUUAAUUAUUUCAUAAAAUUUAAUUUAUAUGCAAGUAAUUAUUUUGUUUUUAUACAUAUGAAAAAAUUAAAAUAUUAUAAAAAUAAUAUUUAUUAUGUUAUAACAUCUAUAAAAAAUUUUAUAGAAAAAAAUAAAAAUUUUAAAGUAAGAAUCAUAUAUUUUAUUAAUUCUUUAUUUAAAUCAGAUAAAUAUAAUAGAAAAAUAAAUAUAAUAGGUGCAAAAUGUCUAUAUUCAGGAUGUUUAUAUAAAAACUCCAAAAAAAAAUCAUUUAAAUACGCAAGAGGAAAUACAUCAUUAUCAUUUGUAAUGUCUAAUGUAGUAUAUGCUAAAAAAAGUGUGAAAACUGACAAUGGUAUGGUAGGUAUCAAAGUUUGGCUAUACAGAUAA
This is a messenger RNA of Theileria parva strain Muguga, 699 nucleotides long. RefSeq names its product ribosomal protein S3. The transcript has a single exon. Lineage: Eukaryota; Apicomplexa; Aconoidasida; Piroplasmida; Theileriidae. The record is from RefSeq and is a predicted model, not a curated record. The coding region runs from base 1 to 699 and encodes 232 amino acids.